AUGUGGUAUUCUGUAAGAUAUGUACCUUUGCCAUCUCAUAUCUAUUCCUGCAUCGAGUUGGAGGAAUUGAUACUGAACAGGUAUUUUAUUUUGAAACCUCCACCCACUGAUUUUGAAGGCUUUAAACAUAUUCGCAAACUUGAGCUCGAUUCAAUAACAAUUGAGGGUGAUAUACUUCAGAGUUUGAUUGCGAUUUGCCCCAAACUUACUAUACUAACGCUCAAGUAUUUGGGCAUUAAUUCAAUUAAUCGUGAAGAAGCUGCUGAAAUAGCUGAUGUCAUAAAAAAUCUUGCAGCUUCUUGUCAUCUCAAGUCGCUUCACCUAAGGGACUUCUUCAUAUCGUCGUCUACGCUCUUUGUUGAAAUCGAAAAAAUGAAAUUGUUUCCUUUGGCACUUACCCACCUCUGUGAACUGUCUCUGGGAGUACUUGAUUUUGAUGACUUUGGUGAAUUUUCUUGCACUUUCGGUUUUAUUCAAAGCUGCCCAUCCAUUAAGAAGCUCGCUAUCAAUGUUGCUUCAAGGGAAGAUGUAGAAAAUCAGCAUAAUUAUGAUUAUGACAAUAACUAUAAAUUAGGGCAACUGGUCAAGGUGGAUAUUAAUGGUGUUACAGGUUGCUUUAUAAGUGGUGCAACAUCAGCAGUAAUAUACUUCUCCAUCAUAAUGGUCCUGGAAGAUGGGGAUGAAUAUCCACCACUGCCUUCUCAUAUAUUCUUUUAUUUGUCGGGAUUUGGUGAAGUUGAAACUUAA
Chenopodium quinoa (quinoa) is the source of this 747-nucleotide messenger RNA. RefSeq lists its product as uncharacterized. Lineage: Eukaryota; Viridiplantae; Streptophyta; Magnoliopsida; Caryophyllales; Amaranthaceae. The transcript is spliced from 5 exons. The record is from RefSeq and is a predicted model, not a curated record. The coding region runs from base 1 to 747 and encodes 248 amino acids.